This is a messenger RNA of Penicillium samsonianum, 4605 nucleotides long. RefSeq names its product putative glycogen debranching enzyme Gdb1. The record is from RefSeq and is a predicted model, not a curated record. The transcript is spliced from 3 exons. Gene Ontology annotation, molecular function: amylo-alpha-1,6-glucosidase activity; 4-alpha-glucanotransferase activity. NCBI's taxonomy places the organism in Eukaryota, Fungi, Ascomycota, Eurotiomycetes, Eurotiales, Aspergillaceae. The coding region runs from base 1 to 4605 and encodes 1534 amino acids. Gene Ontology annotation, biological process: glycogen biosynthetic process; glycogen catabolic process.
AUGGCCUCCCCACGUCAGGUUUAUUUGCUUCCAUUGAAGGAUGACGGUUCUCCAGACGUGCCCGGUGGGUACAUUUACCUGGCCCCUCCGCCCAAAUCUGGAUACGUGCUUCGGUUCAUCAUCGAGGGAACGAGCUCCAUUUGCCGACAAGGCAGUCUCUGGGUGAAUAUCCCCGAGGAGGGAAAGCCCUUCGAACGUUACUCAUUCCGGGAGUUCAGACUGCAGCCCAACUUCAAUGAGAACAUCCAGAUCGAUAUCCCCGUGACAUUCGCGGGAGCCUAUGCUUUCUACACAACAUUCUCUCCGCUGCCCGAGUUCUCAGUCGAGGAGGUGUCUGCCCCGAAGCCGACUCAGACCCCUGUUCACUACAUUGAUGUGUCGCCCAAACUUACCCUUCAGGGGAAAGACUUGCCGCUCAAUGCACUCUCUAUUUUCUCGAUGAUCUCAAAGUUCAUGGGUCAGAACCCCACAGACUGGGACAGACACCUUCGUGGAAUUGGUCAACGGAACUACAAUAUGGUUCAUUUCACACCCCUCAUGCAGCGUGGCUCGUCCAACUCGCCCUAUAGUAUUUUUGAUCAAUUGGAAUUCGACAGCGCGUUUUUCCCUAAUGGAGAGGAUGAUGUCGCUUCAUUGGUCGCGAAGAUGGAGAAAGAUUAUGGCCUUCUCACAUUGACUGAUGUGGUCUGGAACCACACAGCUAAUAAUAGCAAGUGGCUGGAGGAGCAUCCCGAGUCUGGAUACAGUGUGGAGACCGCGCCAUGGCUGGAGGCAGCCCUUGAGCUGGACUCGGCGCUUUUGAAAUUUGGCGAGAGCCUCCAGGAUGUCGGUCUUCCGACAGAGUUCAAGACGGAGGAAGAUCUGGUGACAGUCAUGAACGCGGCGCGCAAAGAAGCCAUUGAUGGAACUCGUCUAUGGGAAUUUUAUGUUCUCGACGUGAAGAGUGACGUUAAGAAGAUUCUGGACGAAUGGAUCAAUGCAAACAUUGAUCCUGCGCUCGUCGAACGGGACGAGAUGCAGCAGUUCAAAAACUGGUCGCUCACGCAACAAGCCAACGUUCUCCGAGAGCUUGGAAUUCCAUCCGUCAGGCAGGUUCUCGGACGUUUUGGCCGCACCGUCGACCCAAGCUUUGGAGCAGUUGCUUUGAAUGUGCUUUUUGGGGAUUACAAUGAGGGACACACCAACCUCGCCGAGGUUGAAGACUCCUUGUCCCAGCUCCUCGAUGAGGCCAAUUUACCAUUCUACAAAGAAUAUGAUGCAGACGUUGAUACUAUUAUGGACCAACUGUUCAAUCGCAUCAAGUAUCUCAGAAUUGAAGACCAUGGUCCUAAGAUGGGUCCUGUCACCAAGAAAAACCCAUUGAUUGAGACUUACUUUACCCGCCUUCCUCUCAACGAUGUCACGAAGAAGCACGACCCCAAAGCCCUGGCUUUGGUCAAUAACGGUUGGAUCUGGAAUGCCGACGCCAUGAAAGAUAAUGCCGGGCCCGAUUCCAGGGCCUACCUACGCCGCGAAGUUAUUGUGUGGGGUGAUUGCGUAAAGCUUCGAUACGGAUCCUCUCCCGAGGAUAGUCCUUUCCUCUGGGACUUUAUGACGCGGUAUACCCGCCUUAUGGCCAAGUUCUUCAGUGGUUUCCGAAUUGAUAAUUGCCAUUCGACGCCACUAGUGGUUGCAGAAUAUUUGCUGGACGAAGCUCGCAAAGUCCGGCCUGACUUGACUGUGUUUGCGGAACUCUUCACGGGCUCGGAGGAGGCCGACUAUGUCUUCGUCAAACGCUUGGGCAUCAAUGCUCUGAUUCGCGAGGCUAUGCAGGCUUGGAGCACAGAAGAGCUGAGUCGCCUUGUUCACCGUCAUGGUGGUCAGCCAAUCGGUAGCUUCGAAAUGGAUUUACCUUCUGCUGGCAGUAGUCAUGCCAUUGCGUCAGCUAGGUCUGGCAAGACUGACGAAAGGAUCACUCAUAUUCGGCCCUGUCCAGUGCCGGCCUUGUUUAUGGACUGUACCCAUGACAAUGAGCUGCCUGCCCAGAAGCGCGACGCCAGGGACACUCUUCCAAAUGCUGCCCUUGUGGCAAUGUGUGCCUCCGCGACUGGAAGUGUGAUGGGCUACGACGAGGUGUAUCCCAAACUCAUCGAUCUCGUCCACGAGACUCGACAAUACGCCUCUCACUCCUCUGAUUCCGAGAGUCUGGUUGUUGGAUCUGGAGAGGGCGGGAUUGGUGGUGUCAAGAAGCUUCUGAAUGAACUCCACACUAUGAUGGGAGUUGAAGGCUAUGACGAAACUCACAUCCAUCACGAUGGUGAGUUCAUCACUGUCCACAGAGUCCACCCCAAAACCAGAAAAGGUAUCUUCUUGAUCGCACAUACCGCAUUCCCCGGCAAUGAGAGUGGCGCCAUUCUCGCUCCUACUCAUAUUGCCGGUACCAGUGCCAAGAAUAUCGGAACGUGGCAGCUUGAGGUUGAUGCCAACGAUGAAACAAAGGCGAAGGUCCUGGCAGAUGACAAGUACUUGAAAGGUCUUCCCAGCCGUACCCAUGACAUAGAAGGCACCAAGAUCGAGCAAAACGACAAAGGUGUCAAAAUCUCCGUACUGGGAUCUCUUGUUCCUGGGUCUAUCGCUCUUUUUGAGACAUGGAUUCCCGGCGCAGAUCAUGCCGAUGGGUUUGAAAACAACCUCGCUAAUGGCGCGGACGACGCAUUCUCUGAGCUCAGCUUGGUUGAUCUGAACUUUGUGCUAUACCGGUGCGAAGCUGAAGAGAGAGACUCUAGCGACGGUCAGGAUGGCAUUUACACCAUUCCAAAGCAUGAUCCUAUGGUCUAUGCUGGUCUUCAGGGCUGGUGGAGUGUCCUUGAGGAUAUCAUCAAGUAUAACCAACUAGGCCACCCACUCUGCGAUCACCUGCGAGAGGGUCAGUGGGCUUUGGAUUACAUCAUUGGUCGCAUGGAGAAGGCGGCUUCCAAGGAAGGAUAUGUUGCCUUGAAAAAGCCUGCCGCAUGGCUUCGUGAGAAGUUCGACACGGUCCGCAACUUGCCCAACUUCCUUUUCCCAAGGUAUUUCGCAAUCAUUCUGCAGGUUGCAUACAAUGCUGCGUGGAAGAGAGGUAUUCAUCUCCUUGGAGACAAUGUGCGGCACGGCCAGGAAUUCAUUCAUCAAUUGGCUAUGGUCAGCGUUCAGCAAACUGGCUAUGUGAAAUCCGCAUCCUUGUGGCCCACCAAGAUGGUCCCCAGUCUUGCAGCCGGACUACCUCAUUUUGCAGUUGACUGGACAAGAUGCUGGGGAAGAGAUAUCUUCAUCUCUAUCCGUGGCUUAUUCCUUUGCACUCAACGGUUUGAUGAUGCUAAGGAGCAUAUUAUCGCUUUUGCGAGUGUGCUCAAGCAUGGCAUGAUUCCCAAUCUGCUGAGCAGCGGAAAAUUGCCAAGAUACAAUUCUCGGGAUUCCGUCUGGUUCUUCAUGCAAAGUAUCCAGGACUUCAUUGAAAUGGCACCCAACGGCAUUGAUAUCUUGCAAGAGAAGGUUCCAAGACGAUUCCUGCCUUAUGACGACACUUGGUUCCCCUUCGAUGAUUCUCGGGCAUACUCUCAGUCUCCGACUCUUCUUGAAUGCGUGCAGGAAGUGUUCCAAAGACACGCUUCUGGCAUGUCUUUCAGAGAAUACAACGCUGGUCCCGAUCUUGAUUGUCAGAUGAAGCCCGAAGGUUUCCAGAUCGACGUUAAGGUUGACUGGGAAACGGGUCUGAUUUUCGGUGGCAACCAGGAUAACUGUGGUACUUGGCAAGACAAGAUGGGAGAAAGCACUAAGGCUGGAAACAAGGGUUUCCCUGGCACUCCCCGCGAUGGUGCUGCUAUCGAGAUCACCGGUCUCGCCUACAGCGCUCUGGCGUGGCUGGCACGUCUCUACAAAUCGAAGUCGUAUCCUCAUGAGGGUGUGGAUAUCGGCGAUGGUAAGAAGAUUACUUUUGCUGAAUGGGCCCGCAAGAUCAAGGACAACUUCGAGCGGUGCUACUUUGUUCCCCUCGAUCCCAGCGAAGAUAGUCAGUACGACGUGGACGCGAAAAUCGUCAACCGCCGAGGAAUCUACAAGGAUUUAUACAAGUCUGGCAAGCCCUACGAAGACUACCAGCUCCGUUCCAACUUCCCCAUCGCGAUGUCAGUCGCUCCAGAGCUAUUCACGCCCGCAAAGGCUCUCGUCGCUCUAUCGAUUGCCGACUCCGCAAUUGUGGGCCCUGUGGGCAUGGCGACACUGGACCCAUCCGAUCUCAACUACCGUCCAAACUACAUCAACUCCGAUGACUCUGAUGACUUUGCAACUGCUAAAGGUCGCAAUUACCAUCAGGGUCCGGAGUGGGUCUGGCAACGUGGUUAUUUCCUCCGUGCUCUAUUGCAUUUCGAUCUCCUGCGCCGAAAGACGCCCGAGGAACGAACUGAAUGCUUCCAGCAAGUCACCCGACGACUUGAUGGUUGCAAGAAGGCAUUGCGGGAGAGCCCUUGGAAGGGGCUAACAGAGUUGACGAACAAGGCUGGGGAGCACUGUAAUGAUUCGUCACCCACGCAAUCCUGGUCCGCAGGAUGUCUGCUUGACCUCUACUAUGACGCAUCGAAGCAUUCCUAG